GAAUAGAUAGUCGGUUAGCACAUGUCCUCCAGAUCAUAUUAUCCGCCUACAAAUAUAGCCUGUUAGCGCACAGGCACGGAAGGGUUCUUCCGGCUCGGCCGUGCUGCUCAGCGGGUGUAAACAGCCUCUGCGGUGUCAACUGCCGCGGCGGGCAGGCCGGGACAGUCAGCGCCCGCCCCUCGGGGCAGGUAAUUUCACGUUCCCAGAAUGGGGCAUAAAGUGGUUGUCUUCGACAUUUCUGUCAUCAGAGCCUUGUGGGAAACUCGUGUCAGGAAGCACAAGGCUUGGCAGAAGAAGGAGGCGGAAAGGCUUGAGAAGAGCGCCUUGGAGAAGAUAAAGGAAGAGUGGAACUUUGUGGCCGAAUGCAGGAGGAAGGGCAUCCCCCAGGCGGUGUACUGCAAGAAUGGCUUCCUAGACACCAGUGUGCGGCUGCUGGACAAGAUAGAAAGGAACGCUCUCACAGGGCAGAGUUCACGUCCCAAGGACAGAGGCAAACGGAGCAGUGCGUUUGUGUUUGAACUUUCUGGGGAGCACUGGACGGAGCUCCCAGAUUCAUUGAAGGAGCAGACACACCUGAGAGAAUGGCACAUAAGCGAUACCCUGAUUCAAAUCAUUCCUACAUAUAUUGAGCUGUUUCAAGCCAUGAGAAUUCUGCAUCUGCCAAGAAACCAAAUCUCACAUCUUCCAGCAGAAAUCGGUUGUUUGAAGAACCUGAAGGAACUCAAUGUCAGUUUUAACCAUCUGAAGAGCAUUCCUCCAGAAUUGGGAGACUGUGAAAAUCUAGACAGACUGGAUUGUUCUGGAAAUCUAGAGUUAACGGAGCUGCCCUUUGAAUUAAGUAAUUUGAAGCAAGUUACCUUUGUAGAUAUCUCAGCAAACAAGUUUUCCAGCGUCCCGAUCUGUGUCCUGCGGAUGUCUAAUUUGCAGUGGUUGGAUAUCAGCAACAAUAACCUGACUGACCUGCCGCAAGAUAUAGACAGGCUAGAAGAGCUGCAGAGCUUUCUCUUGUAUAAAAACAAGUUGACCUACCUUCCCUACUCCAUGCUGAACCUGAAGAAGCUCACCCUGUUAGUCGUCAGUGGGGACCAUUUGGUGGAGCUCCCAACUGCCCUUUGUGACUCAUCUACACCUUUAAAAUUUGUAAGCCUUAUGGACAAUCCUAUUGAUAAUGCCCAAUGUCAAGAUGGCGAUGAAAUAAUGGAGAGUGAACGAGAUCGCCAACAUUUUGAUAAAGAAUUCAUGAAAGCCUAUAUUGAAGACCUUAAAGAAAGAGAAUCUGUUCCCAGCUAUACCACCAAAGUGUCUUUUAGCCUUCAACUUUGAUAUCCAACAGAAGACUGCAAAUCUCAUUCUUCUCUGGAGCUGUAAAUCUUUGUUACGGUCAUGUCAUACAGGUAGAAUGGUUUGUGCUUAAGAACACAGUCUAGAAACCACUAUCGUAGUUGCUAGAAAAAAUGGUUUUCAAAUGUCAAGUACAUGAAUACCUCCCUCUAUGGACUGGAGAAUUGAAAAAUUGGUUUAUAUAUUGCUAUUUCCAGGUUCAUUUGCAUACACUUACUUCCAAGUAAUGCACAUUUAGUAUGUUUUAAAAUGUCUUAUUUUUAAGAAUUAUAAUGGAAAGACCAAAUACUGAAGUUGAGUGCAUUGUUUUCAGGAACCACAAGAUAAAGGGGCCGGGCCGGAGCCUCACACCUGUAAUUCUAGCACUUUAGGAGGCCAAGGUGGGUGGAUUACCUGAGGCCAGGAGUUCCAGACCAGCUGGGCCAACAUGGUGAAAUCCUGUCUCUACUAAAAAUACAAAAAUUAGCCAGGCCUGGUGGCGUGCUCCUGUAUUCUCAGCUACUCAGGAGGCUGAGGCAGGAGAAUCUCUUGAACCCAGGAGGCGGAGGUUGCAGUGAGCCAAGAUUGUGCCACUGCACUCCAGCCUGGGUGACAGAGCCAGACUC
Saimiri boliviensis boliviensis (Bolivian squirrel monkey) is the source of this 1946-nucleotide messenger RNA. RefSeq names its product leucine rich repeat containing 2 (gene LRRC2). Gene Ontology annotation, cellular component: cytoplasm. Lineage: Eukaryota; Metazoa; Chordata; Mammalia; Primates; Cebidae. Gene Ontology annotation, molecular function: protein binding. The record is from RefSeq and is a predicted model, not a curated record.